CCGCUAGCUUGUUGAGCUUCACCAACGGUGGGUUGGGACCAGACGAUGGUGGUGGUGGUGGUGGUGUUGAGAGUCUGGGUAUGAACAUGGAGUCGACCGACGCAGGCUUGGAAGCUGCGGGUGAGAGUACAGUGCAUCCUGUGGGAGACGGAGUGUCGAGAGACGGGGACUUAAGGGAAGAGGAAGCGGAAGAGGGAGAAAGUGGGAUGAGUGGGCUUUCGUACGAAUAUCUUCGACCGUACGGACCUACCGCCAUCAAUCCGGGUUUGGGAAGAGUGCGGCUGUCGAUCCGGGGCCCGACAUCUCGAUCUGGACUCCAGGUCGACAAUCAACAACACGCUUCGACUAGCCACAAUCACAACCAACCUCGCGCUCAAUCGAGCACGACCACCCAUACCCAAGCUCCUUCUUCCAACUCUCGGCACCUUCUGGACUUGCCCCGACUUCCCCUGGUCGACCCGCAUACAAGACUACCCCGGCCUGACCUCCGUGCCCCGCUCAUCGACGUCUUCUUUCAACACUUUGGCUCGAUCUUCCCGUUCAUCGAGAAGAAGGCGCUCGAUGGCAAACUGGCGGGCGAGAUGGUGGAUGCGGGGACGAUACUGAUGGUUAGCAUGAUGUGCGCCUUGAGCGCUAGGUUCUGUCAGAUGGACGAGAUCGUAGGGAUCAGUCAACAUCCUUUCUGUCGAGGGAGCGCUUUUGCCGACAACGCGAAACAACUGCUCAUCCCCCUCUUGGGAAUGCCUUCGAACAACGUCGUCGCCGCGCUGUUGUUCCUCGCUUAUUACGAGCUGGGCAUGAACAACGAAGCUGGACUCUGGGCGUACACCGGGCUCGCCAUGCGAAUGAUCACUGAUCUCGGCGGGCAUCGCAAGAUGUCAGGCAGAUUCGCGUCUCGAUCGUUCCGAACGCUGUUCUGGUGCGUCUACCUGCUCGAUCGAUCGCUUUCCAUCGGAACCGGUAGACCAGUCACCUUUCUCGACGCCCACAUCGAGAUUGCUCAACCAGACUCAUCAAGCCAGACAUUGUAUGCCAGUACCCCGGAUCGCCCUUCUUUGGCUUUUGCCUAUACCAUCCGUCUUACCCAGCUGUAUGGGUCUAUCGCCCAACUCGUCAACUCGUCACCGUACUGGCUACCCGGCUUCACGGGCGAGAGCAUAGGGCCAACGGCACCGAGCAGUCCAAACGGGACGAGGCCCGGAUCCGCGUCGAGACGAGCGUUGAACGGCGGUCGGGUCGACUGGGAAGCCUUGGUGACCGAUCCCGCGUUUGCCCUGGAACUGGAUGCGCUGGCUCAGCUCGAGAACUCGGUCAUCACCUUGUACGAGGCCUUGCCCCCGGUCUUGACGUGGAACAUUGACAACCUGACGAGACAUGUCCGCAUCGGCGAUGGAGACAUGUAUCUUCACCUCCAUCUUUGGUACUACUGUAUCCUGGCCAUAUUACACAGAGAACCUUUCAUACAUGCCCGAGCCGCUUUUGCUCAGAUGCAAGCUUUAGAAGCGGUAGAGAUACAAAAGACAGCUGCGAGGAGUAUCCAGGAUAUCGUCGCGUCGCUCGAUUCACAGAACCGCCGACUUCUGCUCAAUAACCCAUUCAUCAACCAGUGCUUUUACGUGGCGGCUUCCACUUGGGCUUCGGAGAUCCGUUCGCAAGGACAAAGACCCACUGUUCCGCUACGUCGCGCCAAGACACUGCUCUCGACAUCUGCUCUUGUCAGCUUUACGGUCUGUGCGAAAGUGUUACGAGAACAAGCCGACGUCUGGCUCGGUGUAGGAUGGAUCGCGGCGGCUCUAGCCAAACGAAGCGACCGGUUGAUCGUGGGCAAUGUCGUCAAGGGCGGUGCGACGGAUACUAUACUAUCUGAAGCCGAGAUGCGCAUCAUCUCAACUUGCGACCGGUCCGAAGGCGAUACAAACGUUUCAGAGAUGGGACAACUACGCGAUUCCGUCUUUCAAUCGUUGGACGGUUUGGUGCCCGAUGAGACGGGAUAUGAAGCUGCGGUCCCACUUUGGGAUGCCGACGGGCUGUUCGGCGAUCAAGACUUCAAUCAGCUCUUUUUCGAUCUGACGCAAUAUGGGGACUUUAACUUUCAGGCAUGACGAGCCAUGAUUAUCUCAUCGAAAACAUAUUGUCACUGUCGCUCGUCAAAAUUACAAUGCUACUACUUGCUCACGGU
Molecule: messenger RNA, 2179 nt
Organism: Filobasidium floriforme
Lineage: Eukaryota; Fungi; Basidiomycota; Tremellomycetes; Filobasidiales; Filobasidiaceae
Product: fungal-specific transcription factor domain-containing protein
Exons: 12
Coding region: 81-2102 (673 amino acids)
Biological process (GO): DNA-templated transcription
Molecular function (GO): DNA binding; zinc ion binding
Source: RefSeq, a predicted model, not a curated record